Molecule: messenger RNA, 1377 nt
Organism: Hyaloperonospora brassicae
Lineage: Eukaryota; Oomycota; Peronosporomycetes; Peronosporales; Peronosporaceae
Source: the annotation of a GenBank genome assembly
AUGCUCCGACGACUGCGCCUUCGCCCUCGCCCCCUACUCGACCACGAUGCGCGCUACGUCUCGUACUCGUUCGACGCGCGUCCGCUGGAGCUCAGCGCCACCGGGCAGUCAGGUCGGGUCGUGUUUGGCGCAAACGUUGCUGCAGCCCGACUCGGCGCCUUAAGUUGCGCGAGCGGCAUGCGCAAGGUGCUGCUUGUCCGGGACCGCGAAGCUGCAGCCGCGUCCCGCGCGCGGUUCAUUGAGUUUUUGUUACUGAACGUGGGCGUGCCGUGCUUUCAAUUCACGCUCGGGCGGGACUGUGCGACAGUAGAGGGCGUGGACCAGGCUGUUGCAAUGGCGCAGCGGGUGGGCGCUGAUAGUGUCGUGGCCUUUGGCGGUGGCAGUACGAUGGACAUGGCCCGAGCUGUGGCAGUGGUGAUGGCAAAAGGUGGCAAAGCUGUCGAUUACAUGACGUUCGGCACUGAAGGAAGCGAUGAUGACGAGCGAGCGGACCUUAAGUUGCUCCAAGAAAACCUCGAGACUGCACCGCUGUUGCUGGUUCCGACCAUUGCAGGCAGUGGCGCUGAAGUGGCCAAUCGCACGUUGUUGUUGGAUGAAGCGAGAGAAACAAAAGAGCUCUUUGCAGCGGGAAGAGCGAUCGUGCCGGAGGCGGUGGUUGUUGAUCCGACGUUGAUGCUGACGGUCCCUCUGUGCGUGACGGUACAAGGUGCGUUAACGGCUUUGGGACAGUGUCUGGAGUCCUAUUUGCUGGGCGGAGCUGAUGACGACUUAGCACUGGAGGGGCUGGAGGUAGUGGCGGGAGCUCUUGGUGCACUGACCACGCAAGAGAAGUUGGAUGUCAAAGCUACAGCGCUGCGUGAGCAGCUCGCGCUAGGUAGCGUGCUUUCGGGCAUUGCGACCAACUCAUCGGGGGCAGGAGCGGCGCAGGCGCUGGCGGUGUCAACAGGUGGCAUCUCAGACAUGCCGCAUGGACAAGUUGCGACGGUCUUCUUGCCGUUUGUAUUCGACCGGUAUGCUGAGCUAGUCGACGAGAAUAAAGGCGACCCGUUUUUUGACGAGCUCGGCGAGAAGCUGGAGAACGCUGCGGACCGACUGACGGCUGCAAGCGGUUUGAAGGGUGCUGACAUCGCUGCAUGGCUGCGUUACGUCAUUGCUCAUUUCGAUCUGCCAACUGCGUCAACACUAGAGCUGGAUGAGGAAUUGCUGAACGGCCUCACUGACCGUGCAACACAGUACCAAGAUGAAUUGAUGAAAGUAUGUCGUAGCGAUGGAAAUGGCGCUAUCAUGGAGAAAGACGACUUGCGCGCAAUUAUUGAUCGUGCCGUGCUGGUUCUGGAGCCUUUCAAAGCUGCUGGAGAGACACGCGACCUGCAGUGA